AUGAGAGAAGAAGGGAUAAUCGAGAAAGUUGAGGGAGCAACGCCUUGGUUAUCACCGUUGAUAGCCAUCCCAAAGAAGAGUGGGGACCUCCGACUAGUGUUAGACAUGCGUAUACCUAACACAGCACUUGUAAGACGGCGCGUACAAAUUCCUACAGUCAACGAGAUACUUCAAAAGAUGGAGGGAGCAAAAGUCUUUACAGAGGUUGACCUGUCGCAAGGUUAUCUUCAACUGACCUUGGCAGAGGAAUCCCGUCAUAUUACAGCAUUUUCAACUCCUGAAGAUGGUCCGCAUAGAUUCACCAGGCUGAUAAUGGGAGCAUCACCAUCCGGAGAACACUUUCAUGAGAUUAUCCACGAGCUCAUCAAAGAGGUACCAGAUUGUGCCAACAUCUCUGAUAACAUUUGGCUAUGGUCCAAAGACAGAGAAACACACCUCAAGCGGCUAGACCAGCUCCUCACAAUCCUGAGAACCAAUGGCAUCACACUGAAACUACCAAAGUGUUCGUUCGCAGUACCGCAGAUAAACGUGUUUGGUCAUAUCGUGUCCGAGAAAGGGAUCAGACCAGAUAGCACCAAAGUCGAAGCCAUAACAAAUGCUCCACAUCCUACCACAGCAUCGGAAGUCAGAUCCUUCCUAGGCCUCACCAAUUAUUGUUCGAGAUAUAUACCCGACUACAGCAGCCUAACCUUCCCACUUCGACAGCUCACAAAGAAGAAUGUCACGUUUCACUGGGAUCACAGUCACGAGAAAGCAUUUCAGUCACUGAAGAAUGCCAUCACCACUUCACCGGUAUUAGCUCAUUACAAUCUUACUGCGGAAACUAAAGUCGUAGUAGAUGCAUCGCCAUGGGCACUGGGUGCCGUACUUCUCCAGAAACAAGCCGACGACAAUUAUCGACCAAUCGCGUAUGGUAGCAGAUCGCUAACAGAUGUCGAACAGAAGUAUGGUCACAUAGAGAAAGAAGGAUUAGCAAUCGUAUUCGGAUGUGAACACUUUCACAUGUACCUAUAUGGACGUAGUUUUGAAUUGGAGAUAGCCUGAUAACAGACCUACGUUUCACCCGCCCUAAAAUUCGUCGACGGAAAGGGCGAAACGUAGGUCUGAUGAAAAUGUUGUCAAAAGCGCCUUCCGCCCACUUAGUGCAUUUUGAAAUAAUUAACAACGAUGAUUGACACAUACAUGUAAUACCUAAAAAUACAAUGAAAGUUGUCGAUUCACUUUAGACUUUAUUGCAAGUUUGUAAACUAGUCAAGGGUCGAUAUUCGAAUAUUUAAAAUAUUGGUAACCCCAUGGAGCCCGUUGCUUUUAUAUACAUAAACCUUUGUAAAUAAACAGUUACAGCUAUAGUAAUAAUACAACAUUUUCAACACAUUCUAUAAAUGCGAUAAAAUCUGCCUACGGAAAUUUGGCAAUGGCCAUUGUUGAAUUGCAUCCCAACUCUUACAAUUUAUACAUUUUGAAAUCGCCAUACAAUGGUAAAAUCUAAAUAAAAUAUUUUGUACGUGCUAUGUUAUCAAAAUGUAAAUCAUGAAUGCGCACAUAUUUGUAUCCGAGUUUUACUAUGAUUAAUCACAAAACUUAGAUCUUGUAUAAAAAAUUAUAUAUUGUAUUGUUUAUUACAACGGAAAGAUACAAUGUUGAAGAAUUUGACACGUACCGCUCUACUCCCCUCUAGUUUUAAUUUUAGACGGUAGAUAGUUGCCGUUCGGCAUCACAAAAUAUGUAGAAUAUUACACUAGCCGUUUUCUCAUUAGAAGACGGACAAGUCGUCUAGACGAACAAAUCGUCUCAAAAUCGUCUUUUAGUCGGACAAAUCAUCAGAUGUGAAAACGUGUCGGACAAAAUUUUAGACGAACAAGUCGUCUGAAUUUGUUCGACUACUUGUCCGUCUGUGAAGACGAUUUUUGAGAGACGAUUUGUUCGUCUAGACGACUUGUCCGUCUCUAAUGUGAAUAGGGCUACUGUAUGCAUAUUUAUAUGCGUUGAUUUACCGUUGAAAAUAUUCUGAUAUUUUCAAAUCUUUUCAUGUUAGCGACCAACCAAUCACAACCCAUUUCCCUGUGAAUUAGCCAAUCAGCUUUGUUGACCGCCAGGCGGUCGACUUACAUGCCUUUUUGACAACAUUUUCAUCAGACCUACGUUUCGCCCUUCGUCGACCCGCGAAUUUUAGGGCGGGCGAAACGUAGGUCUGUUAUCAGGCUAAAUUGGAGACAGAUCACCGACCUUUAGAGCAUAUCUACAAGGCAAAGCUUCAAAGCAAACCAACAUCAGCCAGACUCGGAAGAUGGAGACUUCGACUCCAAGAGUACGACUUCCACGUUAUCUACCGACCUGGCCCAUCCAAUCAGGCCGAUCCUUUGUCCCGACUCCCGAAAGAUGGAAGCAAGAGGAGCAACAUGGAAGCUUGCGCUGACCGAUAUGUUCAUUACAUGACACAAGCUCAGACACCGAAUGCCAUGAAAUUAGAAGAAAUACAAAGAGAAACAUUAGCAGAUCCGGAACUCCAGCAGAUUAAACAGAACUUGCAAAAUAAUCAAGUAUACAAACUUCCGAAAGCAUAUAAGCUCAUCGCUCAUGAGCUCUGCAUCACAGAUCAAGAUAUCUUACUUCAGUGUGAUCGCAUUGUUCUUCCUAACAAGCUGAGACAACAAGCAAUUAGCCUUGCACACGAGGAUCAUGCAGGCAUGGUCCGCUGCAAACAACGCCUGCGCUCCAAGCUUUGGUGCCCAGAGAUGGACAAGCAGUUUGAAGAACGAAUUCGAUGCUGUCAUCCAUGUCAACUUGUCAGUAAGAGCCCGCGACCAGAGCCAAUGGAACCAACCAAGCUUCCUAAGAAACCAUGGUCGAAGCUAGCCAUAGAUGUAUGUGGACCAUUUCCCACUGGAGAACAAGUAGUUGUCCUUACUGACUAUUAUUCGCGCUGGCCAGAAGUCAAAAUCAGUCACGUCCAAAAACAUUCUCGACUGGUUACUAUCGGUAUUUGCAACUCACGGAUUUCGUGAUGAAAUAAAGUCCGACAACGCAUCCUACUUUGUUUCUACCGAGUUCAAGGAUACGUUAACUUCUUGGGGAAUAGAACAUACGACGGUGACGGAAUAUUGGCCGCAAGCCAAUGGGCAAGUUGAGAGAUUUAAUCAAGUUCUCGAGAAACACAUCCUAACCGCACAGGCGGAAGGAAAAGAAUGGAAACCCACCAUUCCAAUCAUGCUACUCCACUACCGCAAUACUCCUCAUAGAAUGACCGGAAGAACACCUUCAUCACUGCUAAUGAACCGAGAAGUCAAGACGAAACUUCCUAGUUUUGAACAACAGACAAACGAUGAAACUGAAACUCGAAAGAAAGAUGAAGAGGAGAAAGAGAAAUCGAAGAAAUAUACCGACAAGAAGCGAAAAGCAAGUCCAAGAAAUCUUGAAGUCGGAAAUAAAGUACUAGUUACUCAAAAACAUCGAAACAAAUUUACGACAAAGUUUCAUCCUGAUCCAAUGGUAAUCACCAAAAUAAACGGCACGCAGAUAGUGUUAAAAGACAAGAAUGGCACACAACAUCGCAGAAACUCAUCGCAUGUCAAAUUAUACCAGGAAAUUCCUGAUCCUGAAGAAGAAAUCCAGAGUGAUCGAAAGCAUGACAGACAAACGGAAAUUCGCGAAGGAAACACCGAAGCAACUCAAACAGAAACCAACCAGAGUACUACAGAAGCGGAAAUUGUUCUACGUAGAUCAACGAGAAAUAGAAAACAACCAGACUAUCUAAAAGUAGGUUAA
Molecule: messenger RNA, 3765 nt
Organism: Paramuricea clavata
Lineage: Eukaryota; Metazoa; Cnidaria; Anthozoa; Malacalcyonacea; Plexauridae
Source: the annotation of a GenBank genome assembly